Salvelinus namaycush (lake trout) is the source of this 1238-nucleotide messenger RNA. Its product is annotated as lipopolysaccharide-induced tumor necrosis factor-alpha factor homolog. The coding region runs from base 109 to 609 and encodes 166 amino acids. Gene Ontology annotation, molecular function: zinc ion binding. The transcript is spliced from 5 exons. NCBI's taxonomy places the organism in Eukaryota, Metazoa, Chordata, Actinopteri, Salmoniformes, Salmonidae. The record is from RefSeq and is a predicted model, not a curated record.
UCUCAAGCCAAAGGUACCUCAGUCUUUCUUUUCUCCCAGGACCGGAUAGUUCCAGACCCUCAGCCCAGUCGUUCACCCCAGGAAUCCUUCAGGUAGAGAUCAGUCGAGAUGGAGAAAGGUUAUCCCGGGGAUGGUACUUCCGCCCCUUACCCAGGACCUCCCAUGAACUAUGGGGGGAUAGCCACGGGCCAGGGCCCCCAGCCAGGCUUGUACCCCCAGCCCCCAGGUGGAUACCCUGCCUCCCCUGGUCCUCCACAACCAGGGUUCCAGCCUGGUCCCUACCAGGGAGGUCCCCAAGCAGGUGUGUACCCACCUCCACCACAGUACACCUCUGGACCAGGUGGACCGGUGCCAGUCGUAACCCAGGUAAUAAUGACUCCUAGCCUGAUGGAGGUCGGAGGUUCGACCAUGUGUCCCCACUGCCAGCAGCACGUGGUCACCAAUACAGAGACCAACGCUGGCCUGCUCACCUGGCUCAUCUGUGGAGGCCUCUUCAUUGUUGGGUGCUGGCCAUGCUGCGCCAUCCCGUUCUGUGUAGACUCAUGUAAAGAUGUGGAUCACAGCUGUCCCAACUGCAACAAAAUCAUCUACGUCUACAAACGGAUUUGAUAUUAAUUUGACCUGACGUUACUCUACUACCUUUAUCUGAAGGACUGGGACAUGACACUUGAAUCAAAUCAACAUUUCUGUAAAUGUAUGAGGAUCGUAUUCACUAGGGCAUGUGAUGUUGUAGUGGGCAACCCAUUUUUGUAUGGGUUGCCCUAGCGGAAAUUCAAACCCACAAGUGCCAAGCUCUAUCAGGUCCCUGGCCAGACUUGACCCUUGUAGUGACUACCAAAGAGAAUCCUGAAACCAAAGACUGGUAGUAGCUGCGCUAUAGCUGUUUCACUGUAGUUCUGUACUCGUCUGAAGUCCAUGAAAGUAAAGGAACUUCUAAACCAUUGUAAUAUUGUUAUAUUGAGAUGUAUCUAUCACCAUCAUACUUCUUAUUGUAAUAUUGUUAUAUUGAGAUGUAUCUAUCACCAUCAUACUUCUUAUUGUAAUAUUGUUAUAUUGUGAUGUUUUUGUUAUUACACUCUUGCAGUCGUUCCCUCAGCGAUCGCGUUCUCUUUUUUCCUCUGAACGUUCUACUACUCAUUUGUCAUAAAGGACCAUCCAUUACAAUGGAUCUUAUGGUUGUCUUUUCACUUCCUGCCUAGUUGCUCUGUAAAGCUCUGAUUAAAGUUGUCUGUAUUGAA